AUGGACCUGAAAAUUCUAUACUUACUGGGUUUUUCAUUUGUUUUUAUGGUAAAAUGUGAUGGAAACUUUAAUAGUGAUGCGAUCAUGUCUUUUGUGACCUUAGAGGAAAGACCUACAUCUCUGCUUAUACCGUAUCUGUGUUGGAGUCAACAUGCUCUCACAUCGUUAGUUCGCAGUAUGAGCAGUAUUGCAGUGACAACUGCUACAUCACUGCAGUAUAACAGAACUGAAUACCAUUUGCAGUAUGUUCUCAUCAUGGCUGAUUUAGCGUGUCCUGGGACUGACAGGUUUUUGAUCAAGGCAAGCAAAGAAGGCUAUUUCAAAGCGCCAUACCGUUGGCUACUACUGAACUAUGACGAUGGUAAAACAGUGCUGAAGGAUGUACAUAUGUUGGUGGACAGUGAUGUCGUCGUUAUCAAGAAGAUUUCAGAUCAAGAGUACUGGUUUAUUGAAGCAUACAAAAUAUCAGAGAACUCCGAAGUCAUCUUCACCCUAAGAUCCAAAUGGAACACCAAAACUCAACUGCAAACUAUCUCCGAAAACACUAGUAUGGUAUAUCGGAACCCUAUUCCAAAUACUCGUCUGGAACUCCCUGGAACAGCUACUGUGGAAUCGGUUUCAAAAAUAACAGUUACUAAAUAUGGCAGGAUGGAAGACUACAGAAGUUCCAACGUGCUGUCUUCUAGAAGACAUGAUUUGAGAGGCCAUAUACUGACUAUGUCGAAUGUGAUAACUGAUAGCAAUGAAACAAGGGUGCAUAUGAAUGAUAGACUGAACCUUCAUCAAGACUCCAUAACUAAAAUGUCGUACGCCGUAGUGAAGAUUUGCUUCGAAAUGCUGAACGCGACCGAAAGGCUCAUGUUCACACACACAUGGGGAUAUAAGGACAAGAAUGGACAGUGGCAGGGGAUUGUGGAUCAGCUACUGAAGAAGGAAGCUGAUCUUGGUACUCUAACAAUCUUCACCCAAGAGCGCAUGAUGGCAGUAGACUACAUAGCCAUGGUGGGCUCCACCGCAGUCCGGUUCGUGUUCCGAGAGCCCCCUCUCUCGUACAUCUCUAAUAUAUUCACCCUGCCCUUCUCGGGGGCUGUGUGGCUGGCUAUAUUCAUCUGUGUGCUGGGAUGCUCUAUAUUUCUGUAUACUGCCUCGAAAUGGGAAGCUAGUAUGGGUAUGCAUCCACUGCAACUAGACGGAUCAUGGGCUGAUGUGUUGAUUCUGAUGAUUGGUGCAGUUCUACAACAGGGAUGUACACUAGAACCUAGAUACGCCGCAGGACGCUGCGUAACCCUGAUCCUAUUCCUGGCUCUAACGAUCCUCUACGCGGCAUACUCAGCGAACAUCGUGGUGCUACUACGAGCCCCCAGUUCCUCAGUAAGAAGCCUGCCCGAUCUCCUCAACUCCCCACUCAAGCUGGGAGCCAGUGACUUCGAGUAUAAUCGGUAUUUCUUUAAGAAACUUAACGAUCCUAUAAGGAAGUCAAUUUAUGAGAAGAAAAUUGCUCCCAAAGGGAAGAAAGCAAAUUACUACUCUAUGAAGGAAGGGGUCGAGAGGAUUAGAAAGGGCCUAUUCGCGUUCCACAUGGAGCUGAACCCGGGCUACCGUCUAAUCCAGGAGACGUACCAGGAAGACGAGAAAUGUGAUCUGGUGGAAAUUGAUUAUAUUAACGAGAUAGACCCCUGGGUGCCGGGGCAGAAACGAUCGCCUUUCAAGGAUUUAUUUAAAAUUAACUUUCUCAAAAUCCGCGAGUCCGGAGUACAAGCGAACAUCCACCAGCGUCUAACCGUCCCGCGACCGCGAUGCUCAGGCCACGUGUCCACCUUCAGCAGUGUCGGCAUCACCGACAUGUACCCAGCGAUGCUGAUGACGCUGUACGGCAUGCUGCUCGCGCCAGCUGUGCUGCUCAUGGAGAUCAUGUAUCAUCGACUAAUGUUAGCCAGACAGCAGAAAAGAGGCACCUCAGAUUACGACCACAUCCCCCAGCCUUCGAGAGUUUACGUUACCAAGAAAUACCUUGGUACCUAUUUGUCCAGGGAACUACAAUACGACUCAAUAACAAAAGCGUGCUGGUCAGCCGCCAAGAUCGGCUUCGAGAUGAUCAACGCGACUGCCAAGUACAUCUUCAGCUACAGAUACGGAUACAAAGUGGAUGGCCAGUGGUCGGGCAUGAUCGCUGAUCUCUAUUCUAAUAAAGCUGAUGUUGGCACUAACUGCGUGAUAUUCCGCGAUCGGUUCGACGUGGUGACCUACACAGACCUGGUGGCUCCCAUGCGGAUGCUAUUCAUCUUCAGACAGCCACCCUUAGCGUACGUGGCUAAUGUGUUCUACCUUCCCUUCUCCACCAGGGUUUGGGUUACUAUAGCCGUUUGUACUGCUAUAGCUACCGUUACUUUGUACUUGGCAAGUAAGGUGGAACUGGUUUUGACGAAGGCUUCUACACAACAGCAGCUAGAUGGUGGAAUUUGUGAUGCUCUGCUGUUAACGAUGAGUGCAGUAACUCAGCAAGGGUGUUACAUAGAGCCAAGGAGGGCACCAGGUCGUAUGAUGGUGUUUGUGCUGUUCACGGCGCUGAUGGCGCUGUACGCGGCGUACUCCGCCAACAUCGUGGUGCUGCUGCAGGCGCCCUCCGACUCCAUCCGCAGCCUGCCGCAGCUCGCCAACGCUAAGAUCACCCUCGCCGCCAACGAUGUGGACUAUAACCAUUUCGUUUUCAAUCAAAGCAAAGAACCUCUCCAUACUUCAAUAAGGGACAGAGUUUUUCCUGAAAAUGGAAAAGCACGACUUUACAGCCUUGCUGAUGGUGUUGAAAGAAUCAGAAAGGGUCUGUUCGCACUCCAUUCAGUGGCAGAGCCAGUAUACCGUCAGAUUGAAGCCACAUUCCUGGAGAGUGAGAAGUGUGACAUCGCAACUGUGGAUUACCUGGUGACCUUCGACUCAUUCACUCCUGUCAGGAAAGGAUCCCCAUAUUUGGAGCUGAUUAGAGUUGUUCACAAGCAAAUUCGCGAGUCCGGCAUCCAAUCAGCGAUCCGCAAGCGGUUCCUCGUCUCCAAGCCCCACUGCACCACCAAGAUGUCUUCGUUCAGCAGCGUGGGCCUGAUGGACAUGCGGCCAGUGCUGAUCCUCAUGCUGUAUGGCGUCGCUGUGUCAGUCACCAUCGUGAUUGGGGAGAUCGCUGUGUAUAAACUGAUGAACCGGUACAAAAGGAGUUCCAAAGUUCAAUUGAUCAAAGUCAUGAAGUAGAUGCUACAAAAGCGUUCUUUGUUUAGAGCAAAUAUUUUUGCCCAUGUAUUUUCAAUAGAUGCCUUAUGUUUCAUUAGUGUAAAUGGGUAGUAAACAUAGGAAUAAAUGAGUAAACCAUACGUAGAAUA
Messenger RNA from Helicoverpa armigera (cotton bollworm), 3365 nucleotides. RefSeq lists its product as uncharacterized. The record is from RefSeq and is a predicted model, not a curated record. Gene Ontology annotation, cellular component: membrane. The transcript has 21 exons. NCBI's taxonomy places the organism in Eukaryota, Metazoa, Arthropoda, Insecta, Lepidoptera, Noctuidae. Bases 1 to 3237 code for a protein of 1078 amino acids. Gene Ontology annotation, molecular function: ligand-gated monoatomic ion channel activity.